This is a messenger RNA of Trichoderma gamsii, 981 nucleotides long. RefSeq lists its product as hypothetical. The transcript is spliced from 2 exons. Gene Ontology annotation, molecular function: actin binding; microtubule binding. Gene Ontology annotation, cellular component: cytoplasm; actin filament. Bases 1 to 981 code for a protein of 326 amino acids. NCBI's taxonomy places the organism in Eukaryota, Fungi, Ascomycota, Sordariomycetes, Hypocreales, Hypocreaceae. Gene Ontology annotation, biological process: actin filament polymerization. The record is from RefSeq and is a predicted model, not a curated record.
AUGUCCGACUUUGCUCCCCCGACAGGGCCUCCGCCGCCCAGGGCUCCUGAAGUCCCUUCCGGCUGGACCGCCCGGUGGAACGACCAGUAUAAAGAAUGGUUCUACGUAAACAUCUACACCAAGAAAUCCCAGUGGGACAAGCCUACGCACCCCGUCUAUCCCGAGGGUGAAGCUCCGCCUUCAGAUCCGCCUCCAGGCUACGAGGGCCACGGCCGCAACUCCCCCUAUCCCAACGAUUCCAAGACGAACCCCUACAGCAACUCAGGCAACAACGCGGGCUCUUCAUCCCGAAGCCAGCAAGAAGACGAGGAUGCUCGCAUGGCGGCCAGGUUGCAGGCCGAGGAAAAUGCGCGAAGCCGUGGUGGUAGCUACAGCGGGGGUGCUGCCGACUCAUACCGCCAGGGACAGAGCACCAGCCCAUACCCUCCACCUGGAAGCAGCCCCUACUCUCCUCCCCAGCAGCAGCAGCAGCAGCAGGGUCAGAGCGGCGAGCGAGGCCUGCUGAGCAGCCUCGCCGGUGGCUUCCUCGGCUCCAAGCUGGCAAACAAGAAUAGCAGCAGCUCGCACAACGCCUCUCCCAGCGGCUUCCCCGGCGCUCCUGGUGCAGGCCCCUAUGGAGGCUACGGACCGCCACCACCGCAAGGCUACGGACCUCCCCCGCCACAGGGAUAUGGCCCUCCUCCCCCCGGAUACGGACCCGGCGCGUACGGCGGCGGCUACGGCCCUCCUCCUCAGCAAUACCAGCAAUACGCUCCGUCUCCUCAGCCGGUGUAUGUGCAGCAGCAAGCACCGCCUAAAAAGAGCGGCGGCCUUGGAACUCUUGGAGGAGCUGCUCUUGGUCUCGGUGGUGGUUUGGUUGGCGGUCUGUUGAUUGAGGAUGCCAUUGAUCACUUUGAGGACCGAGGAUAUGAGCAGGGUUACGAUCAAGGAUAUGAUAACGGAUUUGAUAACGGAUACGACGAUGGUGGUGGUGAUUUCUAA